Messenger RNA from Neocloeon triangulifer, 955 nucleotides. RefSeq names its product ER membrane protein complex subunit 10 (gene EMC10). Bases 106 to 813 code for a protein of 235 amino acids. Gene Ontology annotation, cellular component: EMC complex. The transcript has 5 exons. NCBI's taxonomy places the organism in Eukaryota, Metazoa, Arthropoda, Insecta, Ephemeroptera, Baetidae. The record is from RefSeq and is a predicted model, not a curated record.
CACACGCCCACACAAUCAAGCUUUUUCUUUGUUGAUGUUCGAAAUUUCUCACAACACAAAAUAUCACUAAAGUUUGUGGAUUUUCUAUUGCUUAAAAUCUGAAAAAUGAAAAAAUACACUACGCCGGUUUUUCUUGGGCUUCUAGUUUUCUUGGAAGCCACUUAUUUUGGAGCGUCUUACUUGCAAAGUGAAGUUGAUUAUGACGGCCAGUUAUCCAUAGAACUUACACACGCGCUUGACAAUGUCGCGGAUCCAGUCUUUACCAGCAGAGGCUCUGUAGACAUCAAAAGCCUUCGAACUGGCUUUGCAGACAUUGACCAAGAAGACUUAUCUCCUGAAGAUGCUGCAAAAAUUGCUGCACUGAAGAAUGGGAUCUACAGAUUGCGAGCAGAAGUUUCCAGUGGUGCUGGAAAGAAAAAGACUUUCUUGACUUUUGUCGAUGGCUGCUCACUGUAUGAAUCGGCUUUAUCCGACAUUCUUACGGUCAGCCUUGACCACGCAGGUCAUCCUGUAGCUAUCAGUAUGAGCACCACCAAAGGCGUGUGUGAUGGAAGUGAAAUUAGCAAGAAAGAUCUCCAGUCCUUCAACACGACUGUUCUAAUUUCUCACAUGGAACAGGCUCCAAUUCCUGACACAAGUGCCUACAUUCAAAAGCUGGAAAGAGAAAAGGAGGCUCGAGAGCGAGGAGAAACUAAAGACACCAGAAGUUUCUUUGCCAAAUAUUGGAUGUACAUUGUGCCAGUUGUGAUCUUUGUUCUCAUAUCUUCGGCUGCAAACCCAGAAGCUGCCGCUGGAAACGGAGGUGGACGUUAAAUCACGAGAAUUUCCAUUCCUUUUUUUUUUAAUACGCCUGCAGUUAAAUUGAAGAAGCAAGCUAGUCAUCCCGGCGUCUGUUUGCAGCCUCCUUGUGUUUUGUGUUGUCUAAGAAGGUAAAACGUGUUUCUAUCAUUAUCAA